Annulohypoxylon maeteangense is the source of this 4410-nucleotide messenger RNA. Its product is annotated as RhoGAP-domain-containing protein. Gene Ontology annotation, cellular component: cytoplasm. The record is from RefSeq and is a predicted model, not a curated record. The transcript has 4 exons. Gene Ontology annotation, biological process: signal transduction; regulation of GTPase activity. Gene Ontology annotation, molecular function: phosphatidylinositol binding. The coding region runs from base 1 to 4410 and encodes 1469 amino acids. NCBI's taxonomy places the organism in Eukaryota, Fungi, Ascomycota, Sordariomycetes, Xylariales, Hypoxylaceae.
AUGUCGCAUCUAUCGCUUCAGUGUAGCGAAAGUCCUCCAGACAGUCAGGUUCUAGAGGAUAGUCCGACAAUUGGUAGGGUCGUCGUGAAUUAUCCCUCGGCUGACACCGACUUGUCUUCUUUCCCAUCCGUACCAUUUAGUACCCAGGGCACGUCAAAACAACGAAAACCAAUUCCCAGCCCUUUACAAACGAGUACGGCCGUGUCUCCGCCUUCCAGCGCCAGCCCAUCUCAAACGAAAUUCCCCGAACCUGUACAUGAGUCGUUCUCAGCCGCUUCAUUCACUCAGGUCCUAUCGCGACAACCACCGCAACGCUCUCCUGUAGACGACAGGGCGAAUAAUCCCUAUCUCCCGGGAAAUACUUAUCGCAAGGGGGAUAUUUCUCCAGUUUCACCUCUGUCUUCCAACUACGGAGCGAGACUCUUAUAUUCUCCUUCGAAUGACACUCGAAGUGUUUCCGACCCAACCGCAACUACAAGGUCGCCAGUAGGCUCUGCCGGUGCAAGUCUGCCCAACAUGGCUGGCAACCCGGUAUCCUCGAAGCCCGACACUCCUCCCUCAGGCGCUCCUAGAACAUCAUCCAUCGACUCCGCCAUAUCCGCAAUUUCUUCGCGAACUCAUUCCCAUCAAGGCUCGCAGGAUGCUCAGUCUGGAACUGCAGAUAUUUCUAAUUUGUACCUCCUGAAAGAGAAACACUCCCAAUCCCAACAAAAUGCUCAAUUAUGGAGACUCGUUGAUAAACAGAGGGCCAUGAUCUUAGGCCUAAAUAAGGAUCUUGAGCGAGCGUUGAAGGAUAAGGAGAAAUACAGGAAGAAAUUGAAGGAUGUAAUGGCUGCGCAUGAAGACCAGAGUAAAUUCGACUUUGGACAAUCCAGUGCAUCAAGCAUUCCUAGGGUUAAUGUAAAUGUUCCCAAGGAACAGGAAAUCGAGGUGCCAGCGUCGCCAUCGAACCUCGAUUCGGAUAGUGUUAAGCACUCGCCUAUCGAUGUGUCCCUAGCCCCCUAUCCCAUCACGCCCCCAGCUGAUCACAUUACCAAUGGGUUGCCGUCAGCGGUUGGCGAACUUUUAGAUCCAUCGCAUGCGAUGCCAAAGGCGUCUGAGCAUGCGUUAGACCAUUUCGACCGUGAGGGGGAAGAUCGUGCUGCUGAAGAAGCUAGGAAAGUAUCCGAUGCAUCAAGAGACCCGGGACUACCGAUCAAUCUCUCGCUACCACCAUCUCGAAGCCUCAGAAGCGAACCCCCUCGGGUGCCACCUCCUAAACGACCCGCUGACCCACCACCAGCAGUGUCAGUGAUCGAAGCCACGCCUUUGGUUGAUCAAGGCAUCUCUCAAUUUCCACCCCCAUCUGCCCCGCCACCGCGCAAGCCUCCUCCCGCCCCAUUACAAUUGAAAAAGGAGUCGAAGGUCCCUGCUCUAACUCCCCCGGAGGACGAGGAAGACUCCGACUCUGAUUAUGAUUCGUUGCUGGAGGUGGAUGAAUUGCCGAUCAUCGAGAAACGUGGCCGGAGAAAAACGAGAGAGGAAGACGACCGAGAAAGAGAAAUUCUUGCUGAGAAGGAAGCCGAGGCUCGAAGUCUGUCCAAGAAGAGCAAAAAGGGAAGCCAAAAACCUACCGUCAAAGAACCUGAAUCACAAUAUGGUGUUGCAGCGAGUCCCCGAAUGGCCGGCAUACAACCUAUGCUAGCACCCGACAAUAUGCACGCAUCGCUAGCUGGUGUCCUGAGUGGCAACGAGAUCCGACAGACCAUGGUAGUUCCCCCAUCUUUGGCCCCUGGGCUUCCGGCCAGCCCGAGGCCAAUGCCUCCAAAGUCACCUAUGAACUCGCCGGCGAUGUCUCCUCGCUCCUUCGGAAUGGGAUUGCCACUAUCACCACGAGCUCCCAGACAACCUAUUCCAAUGCCUCCUAAUAUGUCUAGCCCGCCUGCUGCCCAAUCUUCGAGCCAGUCACAACCGAGUCCUCCCGCGAAUCGCGAUAGCCCUACCGAAAGAACGAAGAUAUAUAAAGGAUUCGUCACCGAAGAAUAUCCCGAUCUUUUACUACCCCCGAACGCGCUACCAUCUAUCGAAGUCAGAGUUGCGUCAUCUCGGAUGAAGCCGUCAAGGGCAAGUCUUCUAUCACUGACCCAGUUGGAGGAAGAUCCUGUAUUUACACUGGCGGUUUUCUCGCGAUCUGAACGUGUUGAGUUAUGGCGCGUGGAAAAAGAUACUACCUCCCUCUCUAAACUCGACCAAAAGAUGAAGCAAUGCUCAUCAUUCACUGCCAAGACACCGGAUAGAUCUCUGUUCAGCGGACAUUCACCCGCUAAGCUUGAUGCUCGCCGUACCAUUCUUGAUCAAUAUCUUGACGAGCUCCUCAAUAGCCCCUUGGACACACCGACUGCCCUAGAACUUUGCAAGUACUUGUCAACCAAUACACUCCGGCCUAGCUUCGAUGAUCCUUCAUCGACCAACGAAUCGAGUAUCGAGGCCAAUACUCAAAAGAAGGGCCCCGGAGGUAGACCAUUCAAGAAUGGAUAUUUGACAAAGAGAGGCAAGAACUUUGGUGGAUGGAAAGCUCGGUUCUUCGUUCUCGAUGGACCUCACCUGAAGUACUACGAAGCACCCGGUGGCGCACAUCUAGGAACUAUAAAGCUUCAGAACGCACAAAUCGGGAAGCAGUCCCAGCAAACUAACGAUGGAUCACCCUCAAGCGGUCCGAACGGAGACGAGUUGGACAACCAGUACCGACAUGCGUUCCUAGUCCUUGAACCGAAAAAGAAGGAUUCCAGUAGCCACGUGAAACACGUUUUAUGUGCUGAGAGCGAUUUGGAGCGCGAUCAAUGGGUAGAGACGCUACUUCGUUGGAUCGAUUAUAAGGAUAAGGAUGAUGAGGAAGCACAUCCACCUGCUGGUCACGACCGAAGUCACGGUGGAAGUAACACUCAUGCCAACGCAAACUUGAAGAAAAAGGGACAUGGGCAUGUGAAGAAUCAAGGGCAGAAGGGUAGCCAAGAUGGUUUAAUCGGGAUGAGUUACAACGCGGCGAAACAAGGCGAUAUUCCUGACGGUGCUCCUACUCGACGCAAAACCGGUACACCUGAUCUUCAGGAUAGGGCGAACGGUCCGACUUAUACUAUCUCAGCUCCUAAAGAUCCGCAAUUGAUUCCCGAUUCUGCAUCGUGGGGAAACAAGAUGAUGGGUCUGGCUCCACCCGGUCCUACGACGGAAGAAAAGAAGCAGAGAAAGCGCAGUUUCUUCGGAUUUGGCCCGAAAACUCGAUCUUCCAGCGAUGACCAGGACCCGUUGUAUAGUUCUAACGCUGGAAGUGUUCCUCAGGGCCUAAAUGAGCCUCGAGGGCCAAUUCGACAAGUCUUUGGAGCGCCUCUCGCUGAAGCUGUGAGGUUCAAUGGACCGUUUGAUGUUAGCGUGCCUCUUCCAGCAGUGGUAUUCCGCUGUAUCCAAUAUCUCGAUGCGAAGAACGCGAUUUUGGAGGAAGGCAUUUUCCGACUCAGUGGCUCUAACGUAGUAAUCAAACAGCUUCGCGAACGUUUCAAUACCGAAGGAGACGUUAAUCUCGUAACUGACGAGACUUACUACGACAUCCAUGCGGUUGCUUCCCUGUUGAAGCUCUACCUUCGAGAGCUUCCCACCACCAUUCUUACCAGGGAUCUUCACAUGGGUUUCGUCGCAGCGGCAGAGAUGGACAACCAACGAGAGAAGAUUGCGUCCAUGGCAGAACUUGUGCAGAAGCUGCCGUUGGCGAACGAGACGUUGCUGAAAUAUCUGAUUGCUUUCCUCAUUAAGAUCAUCAACCACGCGAAUAUGAACAAGAUGACAGUGCGUAAUGUCGGCAUUGUCUUCUCGCCGACGCUCAAUAUUCCGGCUCCGGUUUUUGCGCUGCUAUUGCAGAAUUAUGAAGGCAUAUUUGGAUUAGAUCCAGAAGAGUAUGAGCUUCCGUCGCCAGACAUGGAAGCUGAUUCACGUCCACCACUAGAGGCUCAACCACGUCGACCAUCUACAGCAACAGAUUCGCCCCAAAGGCAACGGCUCAUGGAACAGAUGCAGUCACGGUCAACACCUACCCCGCCACCUGGCGUAUCAAGUAGCCUGCGCCCAACUGCGACACCUCCGCCUCGCCAGACUUCAUACGAGCCGCAUUAUCUAGCUCAAGCGGGGUCUCAAUCCUCUCUCCGGCCAUCAUAUGAGAGCGGCUUCGUACAACCAGGCUAUGAAGCGGGCGCGAGACAGCCUGGCUAUGAUCGUCCAAUUUAUGGAAACUCCUACGAGCAGGAGUUUAACGAAAACUCCCUAUCCGCGUAUGACCCGAAUUAUAAUAAGAACAAGAGAAGAGAGAGCUCGAUGUUUAUGGGGAAUGUGAUGCUUAAUCAGCAAGGCUCCAAGAGCCGCCUGAGGGAGGAAACUAGAAUGUGA